This is a messenger RNA of Aaosphaeria arxii CBS 175.79, 1459 nucleotides long. RefSeq lists its product as uncharacterized. The record is from RefSeq and is a predicted model, not a curated record. The coding region runs from base 289 to 1416 and encodes 375 amino acids. NCBI's taxonomy places the organism in Eukaryota, Fungi, Ascomycota, Dothideomycetes, Pleosporales. The transcript has 2 exons.
UUUGGUGACUCCGCCUAUUUGGAUUCAUCUCUCAGAAGCAUCACUCAGUAGACAUUGACACCCUUGAACAUACAUCUACAAGAUUGCAUUAGACAGUCCACCAACUGCGAUAAGACUCAACAAGAAACUCAAUCCAUCUUUAGAAACCAGCCUGCUUAUCCCAUCCCCCCGCCCAGGCAUCUUUUGUUGAGAUUCGCCAUAAUCGGACAUCUCCCGUCAAGCACCGCAGCAAAUACAGUUCGCUUGGUUGGUUCAGAUAAGGAAGGAUAAAUUCCUACAGUAGUUACUAUGGGGGGUAAAGCAUUCGCUCAGGCGGGCCCUAACGGGACCCCUCUCAACGUCCCUCGCAUGCCGCUUGAAGUCUAUCGACACUUCUCAUUGGAUUUCCACGCCAGACUCGCUACCAUAUUCCGCCAGGUUAGAAUCCCCAGAGACGCCCCCGGAAAAUUGGAUUUCGGUGACAUAGACUUUUUGGUCGAGGGUCCUCUGUGCCCUUGGACGCCCGAAUCACUGCACCAAUUGCUAGGCGCUGCACGUCGUCUCGACUGCGGAAACACGCAUUCAUAUGCUGUCCCCUACCCAGAUGCUCCAGACCAGUAUGUCCAAGUCGACGUGGAAAUUGCCCCUGGUAGCGGGACCCCCGACCGCGUCGCUCUAUUCGAAUGGGAAUGCUUUAUGAAGUCCGAUGGCGACCUUUUGCAAAUCAUAGGCAUCUGCCACCGCUCCCUCGGCCUCAUCUGUAACGACAAAGGCCUUCAUGUUCGUGUCGCGGAGAUCGAGCCCUACGACAAGAAAAAGGCUCUCAUAUUCCUCACUCGUAGUCCCCAGGAGGCCAUCCAGUUCUAUGGCAUGGACCCCGUCAAGUACGCCGCUGGAUUCGAGACCGACAUAGAGCUAUUCAGUUGGAUCUGCGGGGGUCGGUUCGUAGCCUAUGCGGGACUGCGGGACAGAGAAGAGAAGGCGAAUGAUCGAGCGCGCCAGCGGAAACGACCGCUGUAUAGCAAGUUCGUGGAGGAGUAUGUGCCUUCUCUGGCGGAUAGGGCGGUUGAAAGUGAGGAUACUUUGUGGACUCGUCAACAAGUACUGAGCGAGGCUCUCGACACCUUCCAGAAACGUGACGUAUAUGACUCGAUGAUCCAAGAACACCUACUCCGCGAGAGGGAACUCGAACUCUGGCAACGGAUUCGAGAAGCUCUUCCAGUGGAGGGUAGUUCGUUGGCCCUCGUCCUCAAAGCGCUCAGGCGCUGGGUGAAGUUUCAAAAAGGACAACCGUAUAUUGGCUUCGAGCCAUUGCUUGAAGAUCAACCCAAAUGGUCUUGCCAGUUGGAGGAUGAAGUCGAAACGAUAGCAUGGGUCAAGCAGAAUUGGAUGGAAGCAAAGUCCUUGGAAAAGGCUCGCGCGGUAAGUGUUCUUUGACAAUGUAUCUCUGCCACUCGAGACAUGAUCAACAAGAAAGAAG